AGAUGAAUGUGCUAUUGUGGUUGGUAUACAUAUAUUUCUGGACUAUUCCCACAACUAUCGCCCUUUGCAGUGAAAGUAUUAGGUAAUGAUAUCAAGUCACAGUAUUUCAUAAUUGCAGGCAGGAGUCCAAAGAUAAUUUAUGGAUUGUGGGAUAUAUUCACUCAUAUGUUGUGGAUGUAUUCACUUUAAAAUCAGAAUUGCUUCCAUUAUUCCUGUGUGCACUCACACAACCCUGCUCAUAACUGGAAAUCACUGAGAAUUACCACCCAUUUUGAAUCCCAGGCAGAUUUGAUUAUAAAUACUGUUAGAUAUGCAGUGUGCUGAGAGUGGGGUGUCCCCUUGGGACACAGGGCUCUGGUUUAUUUUAGGUUAGAAGAAAAAACAGUAACUUAGACCAGGGUUUGCAGCUAUAGUCUGAAGCACAGGCACUCCCCUCUCUGGGUGGUGGCUGGGUGCAGAAAGACAGGUGUGCCUAUUGUUUUUACUCACAGCUCUGACUUGAGUGUCGGGACACACAUGUUGUCUCAGGAUUAGUGAGAGAGGGAUUAGAGAGCGAGAGAGAGAGCAGUAUCAAUGGGUUUUUGUAACAAAGGCAUUAUGCUCUUAUGUGACACUCCAAACCGAUCUAGUUCUAACAUGCAUCGGGCAGAAAAUUGAUUAAAACGUUACGAAUUGCCGGUUCACAAUUUUUUUGUGCUAUGGAUCCGCUUAGUUGUCUACAUACACCCUAGACGUAUACAUCAAUUACACACACACACACACACACACACACAAAGAGUCAGCUCAGACAGAUCUAGCUCAGAUGCCCAGCUCAUGAGCUCCAUCAGCAGCAGAUUUGAAUUUAAAAUAGAAAAUGAACGUGUUUAUGCAACCUAUGUUAGUGCAUCGAGUCACAUCGCACUGAAUUGCAUCGAAUCGUUUCAAACUAAAACGUAUCGUUCCAGUGUCGUAUUGUAGCCCAUGUAUCUAAACAGGUAUCAAAUCAUCUUGAAAUGGAAAGAUGCACAUCCCUAAUUAUACCACAAAUUAGAUAGCUUUUUCAAACGUCCGCUUCACAACAAUAUCUAUUCCUAGAGGCAUCGUGGUUGGUCGAUCCUGUUAUUUUCUCUCUCUCAGUGAGGUAAAGGAUGUGGAUACGCUGCUCUUAUCUCUGAUUAGAGGGAGAGUUGUUUUGUUAGAUUGAUAGAUUCCUUCAUCCUCUCUGAGCCCGGUUGUAUUGGUAAACAUGCAUUCUUGUGUAUCUGUGUCGGCAAGGACAGGGAGGCGUCGUCUCAACGGAGGAGAUAUCUUUAGUAACACCAGCAGCACACUGGAGGCUUUAACACACAGACCCUGACCUGAGCUCUAAGCAGUAGCCCCCACAGUGCAAGGGUCAGUCGGACAGGUCUGUGUGGGAAGAGUCCAAGUGAGAAGAGCAGGGGGGGUGUCAAUGGAAGAAGUUCGGACAGCAGGCCCUCACUGCAGCCCAAACCACAAGUGCCUCCGAAGCCAGCCCACCUCCAGAGCCCGGUGACGAAGUCCGCCGCCCACCCGCUGGGGCGUGUGGAGAGAGCACUCCUCAGAGCCACCAUGGAGGAGAGAAGAGGAGGGGCGAUGAUGGCGAAGAGCCGGGAGAAACCCUCCAAAGUCUUGAACCUCAUCAACCACUUCGAGGAGAACAGCCAGUCAGAAACCAAGGAGGGCUCACCACUCAAGCAGCUCAGCAAGUCGCCCCUCUGCAGUCCGGCUCACCGGGUCAACCAGAGACAGUCAGAGUCCGAGCAGCAGGACAACAACUCGGUGGAUUCAGGCUCUGUCCCGAGAACGCAGCGGGAUGCCCACAAACAGGCAACUAACGGGAUGCUAACCCAAAUGGACAGAGACGGGGACAGGGAGAGUGGGUCCCCCCUGAGGAAAGACACUGCCCUGGAGAAUGGGGACAUGGGGGACGGGAGCAUGGGCGUCACUCCCCUCCUUCACACACAAAGACCCAUACUGGGGAGGACAGUGGACUUACAGGAGGAGACCCCCAACGUAAACAAAGGAAGCAAGGAGGAGGGCAUUGUGGAGGAGAAGGUACCGGAGACCAAUGAACAAAAGCUGUACAAGAUCGCUACUGAGCUCCUGAAGACAGAGAGGGCCUACGUCACGCGGCUCAACUUGCUGGACCAGGUGUUCUGUGCCAAGCUGACGGAGGAAGCUCUAAAGGGCACAUUCCCAGUGGACGUGGUGAAGAACAUCUUCUCCAACAUCUCCUCCAUCAACACCUUCCACAACCAGUUCCUCCUGCCUGACCUGGAGAAACGCAUGGGAGAAUGGGAGUCUACCCCUCGCUUAGGAGACAUCCUGCAGAAUCUCACACCCUUCCUGAAGAUGUACGCUGAGUAUGUGAAGAACUUUGACAAUGCAAUGGAGCUGCUGAAACAGUGGACGGACCGCUCGCCACAGUUCAAAGCCAUCAUCCAGGACAUACAGAGCCAGGAGGCGUGUGGCAGUCUGACGCUCCAACACCACAUGUUGGAGCCGGUACAGAGAGUUCCCCGCUACGAGAUGCUGCUCAAAGACUACCUGAAGAAACUGCCUCAGGACGACCCCGACCGCCGAGAUGCAGAGAAGUCAUUGGACAUCAUCGCCAUGGCAGCCACACACUCCAACAGUGCCAUUCGAAAAUCUGAGAAUCUGAAGAAGCUGCUGGAGAUCUAUGAGAUGCUGGGGGAGGAGGAGGACAUCGUCAACGCCUCCAAUGAGUUCAUCAAGGAGGGACACAUCCUGAAGCUGGCUGCCAGGAACACCUCGGCUAUGGAGAGAUACCUCUUCCUGUUCAACAACAUGCUGUUGUACUGCGUGCCCAAAUUCAGCCUGGGAGGGGCCAAGUACACGGUGCGCACCCGCAUCGGGAUCGAGGGCAUGAAGGUGCUGGAGACCAUCAACGAAGACUACCCUCACACCUUCCAGGUGUCUGGCAAGGAGAGGACUCUGGAACUGCAAGCCAGCUCUGAACAAGACAAGGACAACUGGAUAAAGGCUUUCCAGGAAACCAUUGAGAUCUUCCAUCAGAAGAACGAGACGUUCAAGUCCGCCUCCAAAGACGUGGAGGAAGUGUCAACGGCAGAGCUGGGGAAACGUGCUCCUCGCUGGAUUCGGGACAAGGAGGUGACAAUGUGUAUGAAGUGUAAAGAGCCCUUCAAUGCGUUGACACGACGGAGACACCACUGUCGCGCCUGCGGAUAUGUUGUGUGUUGGAAGUGCUCAGACAAUAAAGUGGCCCUGGAGUACGACAGCAACAAGAUUAACAAGGUGUGUAAGGACUGCUACUCCAUCCUGACUGGAGAGGAGAAGGCCGAGGGCAAGAAGAAGGGCAUUCUGGAGAUUGAGGCGGCUCAGUUCUCCGGAAGCAGUAUCAUUUGUGGCUUCCUGCAGCACUGUGAGAAGAACAAACCCUGGGGGAAGGUGUGGUGCGUCAUCCCAGAGAAGGAGGCAUUGGUUCUCUACCUCUACGGAGCCCCACAGGAUGUGAAGGCCCAGUCCUCUAUCCCUCUGCUGGGCUACUCUGUGGAGGACAGCCCCCGGCCUGCCGACCCUCCAGCCAGCUUCCGUCUGUCCCAGUCCAAGUCUGUCCACAGCUUCGUGGCCGAAAGCGAAGAGCUGAAACAGCGCUGGCUCAAGGUGAUCCGGGUGGCUGUGACUGGGGAGGUGCCAGAGUCCCAGAUGCCCAACGAUGCCACUGCCAACGCCACGGACACCCAAGAGACAAGCUCAGACAGCACCUAACUGUGUGGUGUGGCAUUUAACAGCUGAUGGCCACCAGAGACGUAUGUGCAUGUAUGCACACACACACACUCUCAUGCUACCUUCAUGGACACACACAAGACAAAUGUGCAAACUCAGUGCUGGAUAAGCUGCCUCUCCUCCCCAGAGUGGAUUCUACAAAUCUUAAGCGAGGACUUGGCUUGGCUCCACCACCACCAGAGCUGUGCUGGAAUGGGAAGAACACAAUACAGUUUAAUCAUCACUAGAGCGGAGCAGGGGGGAAUGGACCUCAGAACGGUCUCUACUUCCCCCUGUUCAGGGCAACCUACCUGGGGUAUCUUGCACUCUGAGUACCUCAAGGUCCUUAGCCCAAAAUAGUAAAUAAGAUAGUUUACUCAAGCCGUUUAAAGGUUCCUGUCUGUCAUGCUCACGUCAGAGGGAACAGCUGGUUCUUGUCUACUUAUUGUCCCCUCCCGCUUGCCCAACCAUGACCAGAAUAAAUGAGUCAGUGAGAUAUCUCGCCCUGUGUCACCACCUCCACGAAGCGGGGGGCAAUAAGUAGACCAGAGUGGCCCAGCCUCGAUCAGAUAAAAUUAGGUAGUGGGGUGUCUCUACCGUCCCUGCUCAGCCCUCACUGGGGAGGCCUGCAGGCUUAACAGACCUCCUCCAGCUUCAUAGAUGUGGGUCUGCCGAUGUGAAUCAACAGGGACUGGUUAGAACUACACUGUCUAUUAUGAAUUAGCCCUGUAUAUAGUGUUACUCCAUUUUCAUGUACAAAGAACCAAUGCUCUCAAUAUGUUUUGAUAAAGUUUGAACAGUGUUUUUGAUCGAAAAACCUAACAUACUUCUGACAUACGAACAGCGGUUCAAAGUAAAGGGUCCUGUCCUAGGAUAGUAUCACAGGGAAAGUUCAGUCCUCACUUCUCCAAUCAGAUAGUUUCACAUCACAGUAGCCAGGAGCCAUGUUCUACUGGCAAGAAUAGAAUCCAUCUAACAGAGUUCCUCUUGUACCUGGGUCAAGGUCCCAGAAAGAUCUAUUAGUCAGAAUAGCAAUCAAGAGGAUCAUUCUAUACUUUCAAUUGCUGUAACCCCAUAAACUAAUGGAAAGGAUGCAGAAGUACUCACCCAUCCAGAACGAACAGGCUUCAAUCCAAACCCGCUGAGGGAUAGCCUUUCCAGCCAGGCAAUGCAUUAUGGGUACUCUGCUGUACCUGUCCCAACCUUCCUCACCUUGGAAUCCAGGAGAAUCCACAAACUUCUCCCAAGUCAGUGACCUCUAAAGCAACCAAAUCCUGGUCAGAGUAAUGUGUAGAAAAGUGUCACAUUUUACUACUGCUGUGAUUGACAAUUUGUCAGUCAUUAGAGCCUUUACUCUAAUCCUGUAGGCCUUUAAUAUGAAGACAGACACGCUGCCAUAUGGCAGCAUUGAGGAUGAGUGAAUGGUUGUACAGCUUUAAUGACCUAGCCCCACAGCCCCGUUGUAGACAUGUAUAAUAUACAUAGUGGGGUUCUUUGUAGCUUACCAACAGGGAUGACUAGACUACUAAGGACCCAGAUCUUGUCUUACAUGGGGACAUCACCCCACAAAGCAGCACAAUCAGAAGUAAACACAAUGACCAGGUGGGGAAAGACAUGUAUUUUUUAAACAUGUAUUUAAAAAGUAAUUCAUAGAAUAUGUGCAUGAUGGUUUAAGGAAAGUAGCACAAAAGUUAGCCCUCAAAUUGCCAUGUCAACUAACAGAUUCACCAAGGUGUUGUCCCUCAUUCAAAUUGAGUGUGACUAAUCUAGGACUGCAGAAUUAAGUGUUGAAUGGAAUAGGCUAAUGUGCCUAUAACCUGUGUUCAUACACGUUCUACUGUUCCAAUCCCCUGUACAAUGCACCUCUCCAAUACCAUUCUCUCCGUACUCACAGAAUGCAGAAGAGCACACCAAUCCUGUCUUAAGAUCUGAAUGUAAAACCAGAUUGUUUGUUCACUCUCCCGAUUCCCUCCUCCCCAAGGUUUGAGAAUCUACGCACUUUACCAUCUUAUAUAAAGUGUACCUUGUAAGAAAAUAAAACAAGAUGAAGUAUUA
Oncorhynchus tshawytscha (Chinook salmon) is the source of this 5802-nucleotide messenger RNA. It is a transcript of the gene fgd4a, whose product is annotated as FYVE, RhoGEF and PH domain containing 4a. The transcript is spliced from 17 exons. Gene Ontology annotation, cellular component: cytoplasm. The record is from RefSeq and is a predicted model, not a curated record. Gene Ontology annotation, biological process: filopodium assembly; cytoskeleton organization. NCBI's taxonomy places the organism in Eukaryota, Metazoa, Chordata, Actinopteri, Salmoniformes, Salmonidae. Gene Ontology annotation, molecular function: metal ion binding; guanyl-nucleotide exchange factor activity. Bases 1570 to 3750 code for a protein of 726 amino acids.